This is a messenger RNA of Acinonyx jubatus (cheetah), 1116 nucleotides long. It is a transcript of the gene CB4H22orf23, whose product is annotated as chromosome B4 C22orf23 homolog. Bases 179 to 835 code for a protein of 218 amino acids. Lineage: Eukaryota; Metazoa; Chordata; Mammalia; Carnivora; Felidae. The transcript is spliced from 7 exons. The record is from RefSeq and is a predicted model, not a curated record.
CCCGUUCCCAUGGUAGCCGGAGCCGCUGGGGGCGGGCUCUAGUCGCUGAGAUCCGGAGGGUUUCGCGCGGGGUCCAGGCGCCGCACAACCGCCGCGGGGCCGUGGUUACGGUCUCCCGAGCCCAGCUGCUCCCUGAGGGGAGGAGGCACCAGCGGGGUCUUACUUUAGGGGCCCUUCCAUGGCUUCCCAGGAAAGGGUGGAGGCAGCGACCAAAGGAACAGGGUUCUGGCGCUGCUCCAAGCCAGCCACUUACACCCCCGGGACCUGCAAGCUGCUCAGAGUGAUGAUGAAGGAAUCCAAACUGACAAACUUCCAACAGCGACACAUCAUGGACACCAUGAAAAGAGGAGACACUCUGCCCCUCCAGUGCAGCCCAACAUCCAGCCAGAGGGUCUUGCCUCCCAAACAGCCGGCCUCGGCCAUCUACCUGCCUCCCAUCCUGGUGGCCCGGCCCCACCUCCGGCCUGCCAGUGUGUGCCAAGCCGGCGGGGCCUAUAGCCGGGAACCAUUCAAGCCUCAAGCCACCCGAGAUCUGGAGAAAGAGAAGCGAAGACUCCAAAACAUUUUUGCCACUGGGAAGGACUCCGAGGAACGGAAAAGGAAGCCCCCCCCUCCGGUGCGACAGGAGGACCCAGCCCCUGAGCUGGACCGGUUUGAAGAAUUAGUAAAGGAAAUCCAGGACAGGAAAGAAUUCCUGGCCGACAUGGAGGCGCUGGGACAGGGCAGACAGUACCGAGGGAUCAUCCUUGCGGAGAUCUCCCAGAAACUGCGGGAAAUGGAAGACAUUGACCACAAGAGGAGUGAGGAACUUAGGAAGGCUCUUGCCAACCCUUGAUCUGCCUCCAGAGACAGGAGCAGAGUAGCCCAACCUGGACCACUGGAGCCCCACCCCAUCGCCAAGCAGGCUCCCCCGCACCCCCCCCCCCAUCAGCCCACCUACCUGGCCUUCAGCCAUGUCAAAUGGCCACACGGCACUGCCCUGGCCCGGGGAAACCUGGGCACACACAGCACCCUAGAAAAUGGCCCAGUCUCCGAGAAUGAGCUGAUUCUCCUCAAGGCUCUGCGCAGGGAGCCUGGGUCGGCUGAGCCACUGAGACCGACAGUCACAGUCACAGA